Messenger RNA from Kickxella alabastrina, 834 nucleotides. RefSeq lists its product as uncharacterized. Gene Ontology annotation, molecular function: arylformamidase activity. The transcript has a single exon. Bases 93 to 677 code for a protein of 194 amino acids. The record is from RefSeq and is a predicted model, not a curated record. NCBI's taxonomy places the organism in Eukaryota, Fungi, Kickxellomycota, Kickxellomycetes, Kickxellales, Kickxellaceae.
UUCUCGCCAUCAGUGAGCAAGUUCACGGGGAAGCGUUCGCAUACGACAAGGAUGGGUUUGUCGCCACAGCGUACAAGCUGACAACAGACCAGAUGGGCACACAGCUCGACGCGCCAGCGCACUUCAACCCAUACUUUGCUGCAUCUGACGAAAUCCCGGCGACAUUUGCGCUGCGCAAGCUAGUGGUCAUCGACGUUUCGCCAAAAGCGGCGAAGAACAGCUCGUACGCGCUAAACAUUGACGAUAUUGUGCAGUGGGAGUCUGUGCAUGGACGCGUCCCCGUGCGCUCAGUCGUGUUUGUGCGCUCGGAUUGGUCAAAAGCGUGGCCACAUGUCGAUACUGACGUGUUCCCGCAGGUGUCGCUUGAGGCUGUGCAGUUCUUGCACCUCAAGCGCAACAUUUUGUUCCACGGUCACGAGCCUCUGGACACCGACAUGACACCCAACUUUGCAGCAGAAAGCUGGCUGCUUGCGCAUGGAUACGCUCAGGCGGAGGGAGUCAAGAACCUGCACUUGGUUCCGGCCACUGGAUGUCUGCUGAGCACAGGGUUCCCAAAUUUAUUGGGGGUGCAGGCAAUUAUGUCCGCUAUGUGGCCAUCUGCCCCCCAGAGUGGCCCAGCGGCGUGGCUCCCAAUACAACACCCGAGGCACCGCUACCACAGUACUCUGCCCCAUUAAUUUGGAACGAGCAAAGGGGUUAUCGCUCGCGCGUCUGAGAAUGAUAUUGCGUAUCUUGCAAUUCCACCACAGUCGCAAAUAAUAGACCUCGUUGAUUGUUUUUGGGCUUGCGAUAUCUAGCUUAUAUUUACUUAUUUGACAAAUAUUGACAAUUUAU